AUAAUCAGUGUCGACAAUGGCCAUUGAAACCUAAAGGACUCGUACAAAAAAUAUUUUUCGAUAUUUUUAGUGUUUUAGUGUGAUUUUAAGUGGAAAUAAGUAGAAACCUUUGUGUUUCACAUGACAAAAUUGACAGUAAUGUAACUAAUUGAUAGGCAAAGAUCUUUUAGAAGUGCGGCACUCCAAAAGAACAUUGGCUUAAGUGCACGACACAAUUAUCUUGUGUUGAUCUUAACAAAAAAAACGAUAAAACAAUGUGCAUAAAGACGUUUUUUGUUUGAUAAUGUUUUGUUUAACAAAAAUCCUAAUACACCUGAACCGGCUUUAGUAUUCAUCUCCAGGCAUGAUAAAAUAAAGGAUAAGAAGAAAGGAGAUGAGCCAUAAUAUUGCAGGCAUGCCACCCUUUGCAAGGAUGCCACUCGGUGGUAUGGGGAUGGGAGUAGGCAUGGGACCAAAUGGUCCGCAUCCUGAUUCUAAUGCUCAUCCUCAUCCUCCACCACCACCUCCAGCUGGUGCAAAUCCAAAAAAGAAAAGGAGAACUAAUGCUAAUGUAGCUCCCCCAGCACCUCAGCCACCUCCAACAGUGCAGGAUUUAUUGCCACCCCCUUUAUCAGGCUAUGGUGAUACGAUAGUAGCGAGUAAUCCUUUUGAUGAUACGCCACCUCAAAGUACACAAAAUACAAUGAUGCAUGGUGGACCUCCACACAUGCAUGGAGGUCAUCCACAUCAUCCGCAUCAUAUGGGAGGUCCACCAAUGAGAGGUAUGAGUCCAUUAACAUCAAUGGGUGGUAUGAGUCCUAUGAUGCCUCAUAAUAUGGGAAACAUGAGUCCAAUGGGAAAUUCACCGAUGGGAAAUCACAUAAAUCAUAUGGGAGGAAUGUCUCCAAUGAAUCACGCGCCAAUUGGAGGAAUGAGUCCAAUGAAUAAUAUGGGAUCUAAUAUGCCACCUGGACCAAUGAACACUAUGAACAAUCAUAUGAAUAUGAGUCACAUGGGUAACACUCAAAUGAGUGGUCCACCAAUGGGUAGUCCUAUGAAUAGUAUGAACAGUGGACCAAUGGGAAGUCCAAUGAAUAAUAUGGGACAUAGUAUGGGCAGUCCUAUGGGUGGACCAUUAGGAUCUCCGAUGAAUAGUAUCGGUGGUAAUAAUCAUAAUCAUAUGCCUAAUGGACCAAUGAAUAUUAACAAUAUGAAUAGUCAUAUGCCGCCUAAUAGUCCACUGAGUGGUCCACCUAUGAAUAAUGUUAAUAGCCCACUAAAUCAUAAUGGUUCUCAACCUCACCCAAAUCAUAUGGCCAACAACCUCAGUAAUUUAGGAAGACCUAUGAAUGGUCCCAUGACCACAAUGAGUUCUAUGGUACCUAAUAAUAUGAAUAUGUCUGGUCCUAACACUAUGAAUAAUAUGAACAUGGCUGGACCACAAAUGAAUAAUAUGUCAAAUAUGAAUAUGCCUCAUCCAAAUCAGAUGGGGCAUAUGGGAGGUCCCGUGGGUUCAAUGUCAAAUAAUAUGUCAGGAGGACCACCGAUGGGACAUCCUAUGAAUAUGGGUGGCAAUAUUCCCUCACAUGGAUUCCAAGGACCUCCGGGAUUGUGUGCUAAACCUAUGCCUGUUUCGACGGGAAAGAUUUAUCCUCCUGAUCAACCUAUGGUUUUCAACUCUCAAAAUCCAAACGCACCACCAAUAUAUCCAUGUGGAAUUUGUCACAAAGAAGUUCACGACAAUGACCAGGGCAUUUUAUGUGAAUCAGGUUGUAAUUUCUGGUUUCACAGAGGAUGUUCGGGAUUAUCAGAAGCAGCCUUCCAAUUAUUAACGCAAGAAGUUUACGCGGAAUGGGUGUGUGAUAAGUGUUUACAAUCGAAAAGCAUACCUCUGGUCAAAUUUAAGCCAUAACAUCUUUCGGUCCGUUAUUUUAGUGAUUUGCAAUUAAUACUUUGUUAAAGUUUAUAUUUUAUAAAUAAUACACACAUGCAGUACGAAAACGUGAAAUAUCGCACUCAUGCGAAUGGAAAAUGGACUCACUGUUUGUUAAUGACUUUUUAGCUUUAACUUGUUGAAAACUUAGGAUAUCACUGUAAGAAACAGAAUGUUACAAAGUGAGAGAGAGAGAGAGAUAAGAUGGCUCAAAAAUUAUUGAUGCGUUUUAUCUAUUCAAACAUUAUUUCUUUUAAGAAAAAAAGUCUAUCAAUAUAUAUGAAUAGAUUUUUUAUUUUAGUAGA
Chelonus insularis is the source of this 2217-nucleotide messenger RNA. It is a transcript of the gene pygo, whose product is annotated as pygopus. NCBI's taxonomy places the organism in Eukaryota, Metazoa, Arthropoda, Insecta, Hymenoptera, Braconidae. The transcript has 5 exons. The coding region runs from base 374 to 1891 and encodes 505 amino acids. The record is from RefSeq and is a predicted model, not a curated record.